This is a messenger RNA of Pseudogymnoascus verrucosus, 879 nucleotides long. RefSeq lists its product as uncharacterized. Lineage: Eukaryota; Fungi; Ascomycota; Leotiomycetes; Thelebolales; Thelebolaceae. The transcript has 3 exons. Bases 283 to 786 code for a protein of 167 amino acids. The record is from RefSeq and is a predicted model, not a curated record.
GCAAGAUUGAUUUCUCCUUCUAAAAUUUAUUAUUCCUCUUGAAGCACUUUCCAUUCCAUUCCAUGACCUCUUGUGCCAUAAUUUCCCGUGCAAAAUGCCAGUACCAGAGCAAAACCAUCAAAUCGCACUUAGCGAGAGUACCACAAUGCAGCACCGUGGCGGGGAAGUGCAACACUGCCACUGCUUCAUAAACCUCAAUCAGCCCAACAUUCCUAUUAACGCGUUAACUUUUAAGACUCUAUUUUUCCAGGUUAUUCCGAAUCCCCAACAAAAGUCGCCAUCAUGUCGGACGGAUUUUCCACCUUAGUCCCUGCGUUUACUCUGAAGGCCAAUAUCAAGGCUCACCCAAUUACAGGUGCUACUAGCCAACACCCAGGAGGCAUCUCAGUUGUCGAUAUCACAUCUGGUACCCUAAUCUCUGAGCCCGGCUACCCCGUCAAGGUCAAUGCCUCCUUCCUUAGUGGCAGCGACUACAUCAAGCCUGAUACGUCCGGGGACUUCUUUCGCCUCGACGUGAAGUCUCUCCUCAAAGACGAGUCUGGCGCCUUGAUCACCCUCAACUACACAGGCCACAUCCAGACGACCGAGGCUAUUUUCAAGGUCCUGGGCGGGGCUCCAGAUGCCAAGACUACCGAGUUCGGGAAUAUUUCAACCCACCUAACCUUUGAAACUGGCUCCGAAGAUCUCCGUCUUCUUGAGCAGAAGGUCUACGUCGGCAAUGGUCGCUUCAUUGUCGAGGACGGAGGCCUGACCGUCGAGUACAAAAUCAGUCAGGUGCAGGCCUAAUCACGUCUUCGUAGUUAGCAAGCGUCAUCGUAGUUAGCAAGCGUCAGAGAUCACAUGAAAGUGUCAAGCAAAUAGAACGAUGUUGAAUCAAAU